GGAGGAAGUGGAGGGUCUAGGAGUGGGACAGGUUGAAAGAAGGGGUUUCGCUGAAGUUUUCCACGUCUUUAUCUGAAUUGCAAAAAUCAGGCAACUGUCCCUAACACGAGACAACAUGAGUGACCAGCAGUUGGACUGUGCCUUGAAUUUAAUGAGGCGCUUGCCUCCAGAACAAAUUGAGAAGAACCUCAGCGACCUCAUUGAUCUGGUCCCAAGUCUCUGUGAAGACCUCCUCUCCUCAGUAGACCAGCCUCUAAAAAUUGCCAGAGACAAGGUAAUAGGCAAAGAUUACCUGCUUUGUGACUACAACAGAGAUGGUGAUUCAUACAGGUCACCAUGGAGUAACAAGUAUGACCCUCCACUGGAGGAUGGUGCUAUGCCUUCAGCUCGGCUGCGUAAAUUAGAAGUGGAAGCCAACAAUGCUUUUGACCAGUACAGAGACCUAUAUUUCGAAGGUGGAGUGUCUUCAGUGUAUCUUUGGGAUCUAGACCAUGGAUUUGCUGGUGUAAUUCUCAUCAAGAAGGCUGGUGAUGGCUCUAAGAAGAUCAAAGUCUGCUGGGACUCUAUCCAUGUUGUGGAGGUGCAGGAAAAGUCUAGUGGUCGCACAGCCCAUUGCAAGCUCACAUCUACAGUGAUGCUUUCUAACAAAACCGGAUCUGGUACCAUGAAUCUGGGAGGUAGCCUUACUCGUCAGAUGGAAAAAGAUGAGACUGUAAGCGACUCAUCCCCACACAUAGCAAAUAUUGGACGGCUUGUAGAGGACAUGGAAAAUAAGAUCAGAAGUACGCUGAAUGAAAUUUAUUUUGGCAAAACAAAGGACAUAGUCAAUGGACUGAGGAUGGUGCAAAGUCUUGCAGAAAAGUCAAAACAAGAUGCACUCAAAAAUGAUCUGGUGGAGGCUAUCCGGAAAAAGCAGUAAAAUUAAAGGUCAUCUUUAUGCUACUCAAGACCUGCCAUGCACUCAUUAGUAAUUUUGUAGACACUUUUGUUCCCCAUAUGCUCUCCUGUCUCAUUUUAUGUCCACAUGCAUAUCCGCUGUGAUUCAUCCCAAAGCCAUUUCUUCAUAAUUAAUGCUGUAUAAAAUAUUUGAAGUUUACUUGUUGCUUCAUAGUCUUACAGUUUGACCCCCUUAUGAAAUCUGUCCCUCAUUAAGUUGUCUUUUUUUUUGUCAUUAAACUGCGCAAGACAUCACUUGUAUUUUUCAUGUUUUUUGUUACGUGUAAAAAUGUAAAACAAAAAUGUAUUAUUGUUUGUCAAAGAAAACUUUUAAGAGGGAUGGGGAAAUGAUUAAAUACCAGAGACCGAUUCAGAGUAUAUGCUGCAUUAUGUCCUUCAGUGUUGUACCAUACAGAAACAGAUGCAGUGA
Protopterus annectens (West African lungfish) is the source of this 1366-nucleotide messenger RNA. Its product is annotated as F-actin-capping protein subunit beta-like. Gene Ontology annotation, biological process: regulation of lamellipodium assembly; actin cytoskeleton organization; barbed-end actin filament capping. NCBI's taxonomy places the organism in Eukaryota, Metazoa, Chordata, Ceratodontiformes, Protopteridae. Gene Ontology annotation, cellular component: cytoplasm; F-actin capping protein complex. Gene Ontology annotation, molecular function: actin filament binding. The record is from RefSeq and is a predicted model, not a curated record.